AUGUCGAAUAACAGCGAACGACUGCUUGCAGCAUUCAUCGCGGCUCAUCCCGAGAUCAUGCUUCGAUAUGAUCGUAUGGUCGUGUUUUAUGAUGGUGACCGCAGUAUCAACUACAUGGAGCGCCGAUUCCGCCGCAUCCGCCAGAUGGCUGCAGACAUGCAGGAUGCCCACCCUGAGGUAGUUCAAGAGGCUCGGGCCGACAUUCAAAGAAGGGCAGAGAUUGUCAGGGAAGAGACCCUUCGGGAUGCUGCUGCCAAACAGGCUGCCUCAACUCGUCGGGAGGCUCGUCGUGCUGCUGCAGAUCGUGCUACAGGAAGCGCUGUUGAGCAAAAUGCUUCAUCGCCACGACAGACUGGUGGUAGAAACCAUGAAUUCGCUCUCUUUGACACUCUUCCCACCGCUAUGAGACCUAAUGCCGCUCCUGGGGCUGCUAGCACUCGUGCGCCGGUUCAGCGGAAUGCCUCUCUAGUACGACAGACUGGUAGUAGCGACGCUGAAAUUGUUGUCAUUGACUCUCCUCCAAUCAUACAGAGAUCUACCACUGCUCAGGAUAUCGCCGUUUCUCCCCCAAGUCGUACGCUUCAGCAGAAUAUUCGUAAUGUUGCUGGGCAUUCUGUAACUGGAUCUUCUCCUGCUGUCGAUCCCUACGCUCUUGUUACUCUGCGUGAGGUUAUCAUGCUUGAUGAGGUGAUCUAUUCUCGUGCGCAAGAAAUAGUUCGUCAUGUGGGUCGUCCCAUUUCGUUCAUUCCGCAGGAUGACGUUGGCACAAACCUUGUCCUUGAAGAACAGCAAUUGUCCAAUGAUGAAUCCGACCAAUCUGAGCUCGGUAUUGCCCGAGGCCCAGUCGGCUUUGACCGUCGUUCAUUCGGUGCUGUCCGUGACCCAGUUUAUACCGAUAUCCAUCUACCUUCGUGCGGAAACUGGCCUCCACCUGAUCUUCCACGGUUCUGGAGAUGGAACAACGGCCUGAAUGAGUGGUAUGAUCCAACUAACCCCCCUCCUCCCAUAGCGAGCAACCAGACUCCCGCGGCAAACCAGCCCGCUAAUCCCGCGAAUUUCAUCGAUCUCAGCUCUGAUUCCAUCAACGAGAGUCGAACCAGCAUCCAAAUCUCUCAGCCGGAUAUCGCACCUGACUUAUCCAGUCCUGCCCAGGGUAUGGCUUCGGCCAAAAUUCAAGUCCAAGGAGUGCAGGGCACAGGAAUCUUGCAUUGCGGUGCCCAGGAUGAUUACUCCAUGCAUACUGCACUACUGGAUCCCACGCUGCAGGUGUCUCGGGACCUUGCUGAGACCCUUCGUGAUGCUCGGGUUGCCGAGGAAGCCGUUGGAGAGAUGUGA
Molecule: messenger RNA, 1335 nt
Organism: Penicillium soppii
Lineage: Eukaryota; Fungi; Ascomycota; Eurotiomycetes; Eurotiales; Aspergillaceae
Exons: 2
Coding region: 1-1335 (444 amino acids)
Source: RefSeq, a predicted model, not a curated record